AUGGCACAUCUUGACAGUACGUUUCAUUACUGUAAAGCCGUUUCGGCGCACAUGAAGGCCCACGAGCAGCUCGUCGCGUCGUUCCCGCUCUCGCAGCGUCCGUUCGAGCGCCUGGACCUCAGUCCAACUGACCGUCGGCGGUUCCACACGCAAGCCACGGAGCUCCUGGGUUAUGCUCUUAAAGAGUACGAAGAGUACACGCUGUACCGGCACCGUCAAGUGGACCGGCGACGGUGGAAACCCGUGAAAAGCCAAGACAAACUCACAGUCUACCGGGAGUCCCGGUCGUACGUGGCCAGUCGCUCUCUAAGUGUCGAGGACGAGGCGGGGAACGCGACACGUCAUCGCACGUCUGGCUCGAGCACGAGCUCGGGCGCUUCGAAUUCCGGUUCUGUCUCCGUCUCGCUCCCUGCGCACCAAGUGACGGAGCUGGAGCUUUUGACUGGAUGGGGACCCACGGCAACUGAAGCUCGAGAGCAGAAGAAACGUGCCAAGCACAAAAACGGGACGACGACGACGCUUAGUGGCGCCAAAACCAGCGGAAGUUGCGGCGUGGACUACAUACCGGCCUUGCUUGGCUUGGGCAGUAUCUGUGGCAGUUUGGACGACGUCAUGUACGGCGUAGCGGCACCGGAUAGUGUGACGAUGGCACUCAAGAACUCGUACUUGUACGACGACGUGCUGGAUGAAGACGUGCUGGCAGCUAUUGAAGGACCAUCGAAACGGAGUCCGUUUCGCUUUCUAGGGAUCAAGUGGCUCGUGCACUCAGCAAGUGGCGCUAGUGGCAGUGGCUCGAGCAAACAUCAUAAGGCCGGAGCUCCUCGAGAUUUGGUGUAUCUGGAAGCGACUGGCGUGAUUACUGGCGGAGACGGUAUCCGUAUCGGAUACCAGAUCAUGCAGUCGGUGAAUGUUCGUGGCUGUCCCGAGUUGACGGACUCGCAUGGCGUGGUUCGAGCGCAUUGUGAAAGUGUGUACCUUUUCGUUGAGCUUAACAACCGCGUGGUCGAUGUGUUUCUCAAGUCAAACGCGACACCGAAGGGCAAAUUGUCCGAGUCGGCAGCACUUCAGAGCUGCACAAAUGUGCUGUUGAAUUGUGAAAAGAGUGUCCAGUGCUCCCACGACAAGAAGCUCAUGUGGCAACUGGAAAGCUCGGGAAACUCACCACGUGCGCUCGAACAGGAGGAAAAAGCUAAAGCGACUCAAUGCAGUGUGUGCGAGAAGUCGUUUAGUCGAUUGUAUCGGCACAGUUUUGAGUGCAAACUGUGCUCAUCUGCCAUGUGCUCCAAGUGUUGUGUCGAGCGCACACUGAAUUGUGUGCACGCGGUCGGCAACAAUCGGCUUGCUAAUAAAUAUGUCUCGACGAUCGCUGUGAGCCUCUGCACGAGCUGCGUCGCUACAACUUCGCAAGCAAGUGCGCUGGAUCUGGCACGAGAAGAAGUGGCAUCUGGACGAUUCGGACGCGUCUCGGACAAUUCGUUGCGUACGCCUGGUCAUCACCGUGGAAGUGAUCAGUCAGGGUGCCGCCCGUGUUCAAUCGCUACCAUUGCCAAUGAAGACAUUCCGGGCCAGCCUGACCAUCGCACACAGCCCGUGCAUCAAGCAGAGGAAAGUACUCAUAAUUCCUACCAUAUCCGAUCGAAGGAGAGUAGAAGGAGUCAGCGUGAACAGGGGGUCUGCUGCGGCAAUAUCGAGUCGUGUGACGACGAUAACGCGCAACAGUCCAAGAUUGUGCUUCCUGAUGCCACUGAAAUAUUAUCGAAAAGGGGUCACGCGUGCCGCGAGUCUUCGAUGUUGCACCGGCGUAAGAAUCGUGAGCAACGCAAGACGAGAGCUCGUGCUGGAAGUCAUGAGCCUGUGAACCCGAAUGCACAUGCGCGUCAGCCGACUUUCAGACGGGGACAAUCUAAUGAGGUCAGUCGGUAUAUGUCACGAGCUGAGGUUGGUGGUGAAUCAGAAAGCUUCAACGACCGGCUCCCGUCACCCGAAAGCAUCGUGCAAGGCCUCCAUCAGCUUGCGUAUGACGAAUACACGCUAGUGGAGCUUGAUACUGCGGACAGACAUAGCCGGGGCCAGCCGGUGAAUCUGAGUGAUCUGGUCGAUGCCUCGCCCUCCAGGCUGAGCAAAGACAGCAUUAGGGAGACAACGAGCUCAAGCGAAAGUUGUCUGGAAAACAUUGCCGGUGCAGGCAUAGCCGUGGAAGAUUCUGAAGCAGAGGAAGACGACACUGCAUCCCAGGACACGUUCGAUAGCUUUACUGACCUUAUCAACAUCAGCGAUGACAUGGACGACGUCUACGAGACUCUGGACACGAAGGACAUGGAGGCUGUGAAACGAUCGUCUCAGGUGAAUCGUAAGUUGUGGCAGCAGAUCGCCGAGCUGCGCGAUGCUGCUGAGAACGUCUAUCAGUACACGAAAGAGAGCGCUGCAUUGCACAUCACGCAGAGCGGCACGGUACGAUCUCCUCCGUUGCGCUCCGACUCUGAGAUUUAG
Peronospora matthiolae is the source of this 2490-nucleotide messenger RNA. The record is from the annotation of a GenBank genome assembly. Lineage: Eukaryota; Oomycota; Peronosporomycetes; Peronosporales; Peronosporaceae.